Messenger RNA from Ostrea edulis (European flat oyster), 4936 nucleotides. RefSeq lists its product as uncharacterized. Bases 39 to 929 code for a protein of 296 amino acids. NCBI's taxonomy places the organism in Eukaryota, Metazoa, Mollusca, Bivalvia, Ostreida, Ostreidae. The transcript has 4 exons. The record is from RefSeq and is a predicted model, not a curated record.
GCAUAUUUUUUUUCGCGCUCAACAAGAAGAGCAAAUCAAUGCAAAAAAACGUGAACAAUGUCAAGCUGAUGGCGGUGAAAGGGGUAAACCCUUUAGUAUUGACAUACCUGUUUGUCAUUUUAUGUUUGGAAAAAUGGACAGUAAGAGCUUACUGCGACGGUGCAUACAAACCAUGCUGUGCUGGGGAAAUGUGGAAUUCAACAUUAAACUUAUGUAUUGAAUGUCCGCUUGGAUUUCAUGGAGCCAAUUGCAGCAGGUCGUGUUCUUUUCCAUACUACGGAAAGAAGUGUUUGGAUGGCGAAUGCACUUGCUCAAAAGAAUUGUGUAACUUUGCAACCGGAUGUAUGGAAACCACACUUAAUGCUGAAGUUGAAACAACUUCAACCAUAACAACUAAAGGCCAUACUUUCCUUACGCUGAACUGGGAGCUUUCUAGUCCUAAUACAGUCACCAUACAACGAAAGGAAGAAACAGCAAGUUCAAACGACAUUUUCAAGAAUCCUAUUCUUCUGGGAAUAUUUGGUGUAAAUUUCAUUUUCCUGGUUCUAAUUUUAACAUACUGCUGUAAAAGACUUAGAAACCCAUGCUUCUCGAAGGUGAGUCAAGCACAACCACGCGAAGAAAUGGCGGCUAAAGCUCAUUGUCCUUAUGAAGAACUAGAUGUACAAGUGUAUAAUGAAAUAGAAAACAGUUAUAAUGUAUUGACCUUAACUCCUCCAGAUCUUCUCAUCGAAACACCGUCACUCUCAUCUAAUGGGUCUUCAAAAUUCACUGGGAGUGGGAACAAUGUGAAUUUUGCUUAUGAUGAUAUAGCCAAUGUCCAACAAGACCACAUACCGUCGACUUUGCCUAAGAGCGAUAUCUCGGAAUCACUGAAAGAUGCCUACAUUGUUAUGCAUGCACCACCAACUAAGAAUGCGGAUAAGUAGUACUUGACAAAUGUCAAACCUUAUGAUAAGCGAAGGGGAUCAGCAAUAAUGAUUUGAAAGCCUUAUUAUCCACCAUCGUUUUGCUUUUCUGCGCUCUGAACGAAUGUUGUUUAAAAUAUGUUUGAACUAGUCAAUAGUAAUAUUCAUUGUGCUAAUUGUCUUUGUUUGAACUAGUCAGUAUUAAUAUUGAUUGUGCUAAUUGUUUAUGUUUGAACUAAUCAGUAAUAAUAUUGAUUGUGCUAAUUGUUUAUGUUUGAACUAGUCAUUAGUAAUAUUGAUUGUGCUAAUUGUUCAUGGGUACACAUCAGGAUAAACCUGAUCAAAUCUUGUGUAAUGAUAUUUGCUGACCCCCCCCCCCCCCUUGUGAACCUUUAUUUUCACCAUUUGUUGCCUUUAUUGAAUGACAUAUUUCAUUCUCACACUGUUUCGUCUAAUUGUUUUGUCAUUUAAAGCAAACACUAGCUUCGGUGGGCUGCUUCAUAUGCUGUCUGAGAUGUUUCAUACCAAUUGUUAGGCCGUUCUUGGCACACUGAUUUUGACUGCAGAUAACUCCGUUUACCUGAUCAGGAUAUAGGGCUCACGGCGGUUGUGAUCGGUCGACAUGGGAUGCUUACUCCUCCUAGGCACCUGAUCCCACCUCUGGUGUGCCCAGGGGUCCGUGUUUGCCCAACUAACUACAUGUACUUUGUAUUGCUUACAGUAUGAGAUUGAUCACUGUUCGUUAUCUUCACCUUUCAUAAGUUGUAGACUUCGUCAGACUUCCUUCAGAUAUACACUCGGUUAUCCCAUAUGUUCUCUGUUUCGAUCAGAUUCAUAGAUUAAGAGCAAUUCUCUGUAACCAUUUAAAAAAUUUGGCACGCAUAGUCACUGAUUUUUACGAAACUCACCCUUCAACUCACCACUGCUUCAUUUAUAUCAAUAUGACAUCAAAAUAUAGAUCGUGGCGUCACACAUUUGUUAUUCUACAGUAGGCCUGAUGCAGCGCACGUUAUUAUAUAGGAGAUCCUGUGACUAGAAUGAAAUUGGGGAAAUCUAUGCAAGUUCGUAAUCAAUAUUUUUUAUGAGAAAAUAAAGUAACAGGAUCAUAAAAGUGCAUAAAUAUCAAAUAAUUUGAAAAUGCAUCGCCUUUCGUUAUUAUACAUAAUUACAUAAAAGAAAUAACACAUUCAUAUAUUAAUUAUUCUUUACUUUUGAUGAUACUUUUGAAAAAAAAGAAAGAUUUUAUAUGACAUUCGGUUAAACAGAAUUGAAAUAUUGUAAAAAUACCAAUACUGGUACACCUUAUACAUAUUAUAAAUGGGGAUUUGCUUUAAAUUUUUAUUUUCUUGUUCAGCUUGACUUUGUUUCCGUUUUACACAUGUCAUUUAGAAACAAAAUCAUUGAUUAAGGAUAUAUUAUAAGCAUUUCUGGCAUUUUCUCUGACAAAUUCUCCUCAAUAUGAAAAGUUAUUGCAUGAUUUAGGAAAUAAAUUCAAAUUUUAUAUUGUACCAAUAUUACUAUAUUUAUAUACCGGCCUGGGCAACUUAGCGUUUAUAUAGCCUAUUACUAUAUUUAUAUACCGGACUGUGCAUCUUGGAGUUUAUAUAGCCUUGUAAUGCAGGGGUGCCAGGAUCGAUCCCCGGUUGUUCCCCAAAACAAUUCUCCCUCUUUUGCGAAAAUAACUGUGUAGUGUUCUUAUAUAUUCAAUCUUAUGUAAUACAUCAUUCUUACUUGCAACAAUUUGAAACUAUCAAAAUACUGAGUAUGCCAACUCUAAAUCAGACACGGUAAUACUCCAAUAUUUUUGUUUUGUAAACACGAAAUAUAAUGCAAGUGAAUAGCACAUUAUAUAUUUGUCAUGAAAAUUAUGUAUUAUUAAUGUCGCACAUGUCCUCAAGUGAAAAAACACCAUAAAACAUUACUGUGUACUCACCAUUUUGGAUAUUCUAAUCAACCUAUAUGGUGAUUAAUUCUUGUCAUAUAAUCAUAAUUGCAGCAGGUCGUGUACUUUUUCAUGCUACGGGGAAAAGGGUUUGGAUGCCGAAUGCGCUUACUCAAAACAAGGUUUAGAUAGAACUGAAUUUAGAUAAGAAUACAAUCCAAAUCUCAGUAUGGUGGACAUACCAAAAUCUACGCGUGCUAGAUAUAAAACAACAUUAGAUACCCCUAGCAUUACGAGUCAUUUACGGCUACUGGACGCCGGAAUUAUCCAGGAAUUCAAAACACAUUGAUGUUGUAGAUAAAAUUUGUUUGAUUUCUUACGACAGCUGUACACGUAUCCCCCUCCCCGAUAUAAUGUCACCCCCGUUAUAAUGCCAAAAUUGUCGAGGUACAAAUGUUGGCGUUAUAACGGGGGAUCACUGUACAUGCAUUUAGGGAAGUUAUUUAUUACUUAAUGUAGGAGGAUGGAUUGAAUAAGAUUUCAUAUGCAGUCAAGCAUACAGUGUAUAAUUCAGGAAUACAUAUUGCAGCUACAUGCAGUUCCAGUAGAUGCAGAUUACAUGAGAACAAGUAAUACAUAUUAAAUUUUGAUAUACAUGUACUUGCAUUUAUUCAUCUCGGUAUUUAUCUUAUAAUAAAUACUAUUCAUUGAUUCUGUAGGAAGCAACAUAUUGUCAUUUUAGUGGGAGCCAAGUCGGAAGCAUCAAUGUAUGUUCGAUCCUUAUGUUGCUUCAAAGGAUAUGAAAGGGUGUGCUUUAUUUUAUUUUAUUUGAAUAGGACAGCAGAUCACAUUAUAUUUCAGUUGUGUCUAUGAUAUUGAGAAGACAAUUAGUUAUGGUGACUGUACUGAGAAAUCAUUAGAAUUCGUGGUGACUCAAUUUUCGUGGAAUUCGUGGGUACCCCUCACCCAGGAAUUUACAUCCUCAACGAAUAAAAACAAUUAGUAUACAAGAAUCUUACAAAUAUAUAAAUCCACGAAAUUGCGUCCUCGCGAACCCGUAAAAAUUCAACAAUCCACGAAAAUUGACCCCCACGAAUUCAAAUGAUUCUACAGCAUAUGCACAAAAUUAGAAAAUGAUAAAGACGGAGUGAGUGUGCUUAAAAUUUACAAAGGCUUAGGCCAUUUUAUAUAUGUAUAUCAAAAGUAGAAUUAUGUCAAUUAUAAUAGGAUACGAUUAUGAAAUAUUUAUCAGAUAUUCAUCAUCAGAACCCACUGCUCCAAGGCCGUAAGCGCCGAGAAUAGGCCUACAUUAUUCAGCCCUUCGUCGGCAAUGCUAAGGUCUCCAUAUGAGAUAAACAUUCUUGAGUGGGACGUUAAGUGAUACACAAUCGAUCAAUCAACCAAUCAAGCCAAGGGUUUUCUCUCCGUUACACUGCAUUUAAACCCGUGUGUUCCGACACUAUGAUAUGUUAAAGAUAUUGACUCUCCCAGCAUACCACAAUGACUUCAAUAUGACCACCAUUGGUAUGUUACAGUUACAAGCCAGAUCUUCUUAUGAUGUUGAAAUAAAAUUCACAUAGAUAAUGUAAGUGGCAAUGGUGAAUGUCCAAAUUCUAGAAAAUAGAGGACUUCCAAUGCUUUGAGGUCCAAUACCAAAGUCACAAUUCAAGAUCAAAAUACUUCUCAUCAGUGACUCGAUUAUCAAGUCAUGUAUUAAGAAAUGUUAGUUUAUAGAUUUCGUACAUGGUAUUGGUAUAUUAGUUCCUGCAUAUACAUUGUAAGCAGUGUUGAUAUUAAACUGCAAGGGGGAGGAGGGGGGGGGGGGUAAUGCCUCAUGUAUCAAUACUGAAAUACAAUCUUUAUGUAUCCUAUUUAGUCUAUCUAACUUAAACAAUUUAUAAGAUCAAUGAUUCAAUUUCAAUGCCACACUUAAUUCGAGUGGCAAGGUAAAAACAAUGUACAUGAUAAUUUGAAGAAAGUGAAAUAUUCAAAUAUGCAUAUUCUAAACAUGGUAGUCAUUUUGUUGAAUGUUGAUACAUUUGUGUACAACUCUUAAGAUAUACAAUGGAAUUUGUGAUCCAUGUACAAUACACGUAGAGCAAUUAUGCACAUUUAAAAAAAAGAAUAAUAAAAUAAAAAAGCUAUG